This is a messenger RNA of Rhizopus microsporus ATCC 52813, 1007 nucleotides long. RefSeq lists its product as uncharacterized. Gene Ontology annotation, biological process: regulation of DNA-templated transcription. The record is from RefSeq and is a predicted model, not a curated record. Lineage: Eukaryota; Fungi; Mucoromycota; Mucoromycetes; Mucorales; Rhizopodaceae. The transcript has 3 exons. Bases 31 to 957 code for a protein of 308 amino acids. Gene Ontology annotation, molecular function: DNA-binding transcription factor activity, RNA polymerase II-specific; zinc ion binding.
UUCUCUCUUUUUUCUUUCUUCUUAUUAAAUAUGACGUCUAGUGCACCGACGAGUAUACCAACUGAACAAUACAUAAAAAAAACAUGCGAACAAUGUAAAAGAAGAAGGCGUCCCUGCAACUCUCAGCGACCUUGUACACAAUGUGUCGAAGCAAACCAAGACUGUGCCUAUAGUGUUGUUCAUGAUCAUUCUCGAAGUGUCUUUUCUACCCAUGCAGCUAGACGGCUUAGUUCUGGUUCAGCCUGUGAAACUUGCCGAAGAAGAAAGACAAAAUGUGAUGGAGGCAGUCCAUGUGGGUUCUGUGCGUCCAAUAAUAUCGAAUGUGUCAAUAAUUCCGAAAGAAGACAUUUAAAAAACAAGCAACCAUCAGUAGAAGCAAUGGAUAGAAUUGAAGAUAGACUUCGAAGGAUCGAACGGCUGAUGACAGCAUUUACUCCAAGCCCACUGACUCAAUCAUCCUCAGAAGGUCAUAAGGUCAGGCCACAUCGUCAUUCUGUUCAAGGUGUAAACUCUGCUCGAGAAAAAAAAGAAAUUCAAGAUAGACGAGGAUCUCCUUAUUCAUCACGAUUCGGAUCACUCUCUCCGCCACCGUCUUCUACUCCUAUAUCUAUUAUGCGACCAUCUAAUUCACACAGUAGUAGCAUUGCACACUCCAUGUUAAAUCUAUCCAUUUCACCAUCUAAUUCUUCUACACUUCUUGCAAGCUCUUCUUCUACACCUUCUUCAUCUGGUAUCUGGCUAGAAUCAUCACCUAAUGGUAAAAAUGAAUACUUUAGAGAUCAUUUACCUAGUCCUCCUGUCUCUUCAAGAAGCGAAAAUGAAUGGAAGAUUUCGACGAUACCAAGCGUCAUGGAUCAACUAUCAAAACGUACCUUUGCUACUACUACAAGUGAUUAUGCAAGCACUCAAUUCCCUAUUUAUCCACUGACGCCUCCUCCCAGUCAACAAAAUAAAUAAAAAGUUUUGGCGUACUUACGCGCGUCCUGAUUUUAUUUUUUUUACGUGAC